Molecule: messenger RNA, 1044 nt
Organism: Argiope bruennichi
Lineage: Eukaryota; Metazoa; Arthropoda; Arachnida; Araneae; Araneidae
Gene: mRpL19
Product: 39S ribosomal protein L19, mitochondrial-like
Exons: 6
Coding region: 66-971 (301 amino acids)
Biological process (GO): translation
Cellular component (GO): mitochondrial large ribosomal subunit; ribosome
Molecular function (GO): structural constituent of ribosome
Source: RefSeq, a predicted model, not a curated record
CCGUAAACUACUCAACUCAGCUUCAAAAUUCUUGCAAUUGUAAAUAAACAUUAAUAUUUUUAAGCAUGUCGGUAUUUAGAAAUAUAAUUUCAUUAACAAAUAAGCGAUACCUUGGUAUCGGUAACUUUCUAGGUCAGCGUUUACUGUCUCAACAGGCUACUGCUGCAGUUAGAAAAGAAUCUGAAGAUAAAGAAUAUGUUGAUAAGCCACUUUCCCAGUUAGCAGAAUACAGAUUUAUUUACCCAGAAUUUCUUCCUGAUCCUAAAUUUGAAUUUCGUAAUAAAGUUAGAGAAAAGCUAGAGAGAGAAGACAUGUUAAAGCGCAGAACUGUUAUAGAUAUUCCUGAAUUUUAUGUUGGUUCUGUUCUUGCUGUGACUGCUUCCGAUCCUUAUGCUCCGGGAAAGCAGAAUCGUUUUGUAGGAAUAUGCAUAGGAAGAACAUAUACAGGAUUGAGAGCUACAUUCACUUUGAGAAAUAUUGUGGAUAAACAAGGUGUGGAAAUAAUGUAUGAUAUGUACAAUCCCACAAUCCUUUCUAUUGAAGUACUUCGAUUAGAAAAGAGAUUAGAUGAGCAUUUAUACUAUUUACGUGAUGCCCCUCCUGAAUACAGCACAUUUCCAUUUGAUAUGGAACCUGAAUUCAUUAUCGAAGGAGAACCAGUACGCCUCAAUCCUAUCAAGGUAAAGCUGAAUCCUCCCCCUUGGUUUGCCAAAUGGGAACAAAGGAACCUAAAAGGCAUUGAACCUUUGGGAGAACUCCAUUGGAAACGUAGAAGAAUUCUGCGCACAAAAAUUCAACCCAUGCAAGUGUUGGAUAACUAUGACCUCAUGAAACAAUACAGGCGCUCCAUACCUGAAGAGGAUCAGCAAGAGAUCUGGGAAGAUGUGGACAAACAUAAAGCUAAUUUCCCUGCUCGCAAACAAAUUUGGAAACGAGCACUGCAGAAAGCUAAACCCAAGCCUAGCUCAUAGUUCAUUUUUACAUUCAUAUUUUUGUGAUAAUCUGUGACGUCUUAGUUUUUAUUGAAUAAAAUCUGAAACCUGU